Culex pipiens pallens (northern house mosquito) is the source of this 691-nucleotide messenger RNA. RefSeq lists its product as uncharacterized. Lineage: Eukaryota; Metazoa; Arthropoda; Insecta; Diptera; Culicidae. The record is from RefSeq and is a predicted model, not a curated record. The transcript has 4 exons. The coding region runs from base 112 to 453 and encodes 113 amino acids.
CGAACUCAGUCUGGUUCUGGAUGCAGCCGAGAUUAGAUCUUCUGAUCGAUCGCAGUUUACCUUACCGGUUAUAAUCUUUCCACACGCGAAGACGAGCUGAAAAAAAAAACGAUGAAGACAUUCGGUGUGAUCAUCUUGCUGGUUUGUUGUGCCAUUGGUGGCUCCUUGGCUGCCGAAGCUGUGCUUCAAAAUGCUGAACAUCCAGAUUACCCUGGAAAGUGUUACGACGAGGGUACCCAAACCGUUGUUGCUCCCCUGGAGUCGGCGAAACUUCCCAAGAGUUGCACCAAAGUGUUUUGCUCUACAAAUCUCUCGCUGACCUACACAACUUGCGGUUCCGUGCUCGUGAACGAUCCUCACUGCGUGAAGAUCGAGCAAGAUCUUACCAAGGAUUUUCCCGAGUGUUGCCACAAAUACAAGUGUGAACUGGAGGGUGUUGUUACUUAUCAUUAGAUCAGAUUUUACUUUUGUUUGUCUACAUUAUGAAUCAACCUAGCGAUCCUAAUAAAAAAAAAGUAUAUUGAGAACUGUGGUGUCAAACUGGUCGCUAUGAAGAACUGCAUGGAUGCUGGUCAAGACAUGAGUCUUCCCUACCCGGAUUGCUGCAAAAGGUACAAGUGCAAGAUGGAUGGAAAAGUGUUUUACCUGUAAUACGAUUAAUGAAGGAAGAAAAUAAAUUACAUCCAAUUAA